CUGGUUCAGCACGCGAUCGGCGACGGCGAUUCUCCGAGUUUCGGCUAAGACGGCGACGGCUAGUUGCGAUUCCCCCGCCGCAUCCUUCGGGCUACUAGCUUUCUUAUCCUCCAUGCUUGAGGAGAUAGUCUCAGGAAAGUGAGAAGAAGGAAUCUUAUGGCGAAAGCUAAGCCGCAGAAAUCGAAGCCGAGGAGACAACAGCAUCAGGUGAAGAAGCAGGGAAAAGAGGGUGAUCUCUCGCAGUUUCGUGCCCAGCUUGACGCCUUGGGGCUUAAGAUAAUCCAAGUGACUGCAGACGGUAAUUGUCUCUUCAGGGCACUUGCUGAUCAAUUGGAAGGCAGUGAGGAUGAAUAUGGAAAGUACCGCAGCAUGGUAGUGCAGUAUAUAGUGAAAAAUCGUGAAAUGUUCGAGCCUUUUAUCGAAGAUGAUGUGCCUUUUGAUGAGUACUGUAAAUCCAUGGAAAGCGAUGGCACCUGGGCCGGCCAUAUGGAAUUACAGGCAGCUUCUCUUGUCACGCGCUGUAAUAUAUGUAUUCACAGGAACCUGUCACCACGUUGGUAUAUACGCAAUUUUGAAGAUGCAGGAACCCGCAUGAUCCAUUUAUCUUAUCACGACGGAGAACACUAUAACAGUGUGCGGUUGAAGGAAGACACUUGUGGAGGACCAGCCAGGCCUGUUGUAAUAAAGGCUGAUGCUAAUCUUUCAGCAUCGACUAAACAAGCAAAGGCUACAAGCAGCAAGUCCAAAAACAGAACUGAUAUGCGUAAUGUGGAUGCUGCAGCUAUCAAGUUAGUCAUGGCUGGUAGUGGCUGCGACAAUGCCGAAAAAGCAGAACAGGUUCUACUACAAGUAGAUGGUGAUGUUGACGUGGCGAUAGAGUUUCUUAUAGCAGAGCAAGGAUCGGAAAUUUUGGUGGAUGAUGAUUCACAAACCCCUUCUGCAGAUACUCCACUUGCAGGUGAUAGGCUGACUGAAAGCACUGAGCAUCUCAUGGAAGAAUCUAAAGAGAAGGCCGAUGAGCAGGAACCAUCUAAUUGCAACAACAUCAAGAGAGUCCACACUGAACACAGUUCACAGCCGGAUGACAAGCAGAAGAUCUCGAGGAAUCAGAUGUGCCCAUGUGGGUCAAAGAAGAAAUAUAAAGCCUGCUGCGGAACAAUAACUGGGAAAUCCGCUGCGAGAUUGCUAGCUAACCAAACGGUUGAAUCUAAAAAGGGUAGAAAAGAAAGGAAAAAUUGCAGGAGACCGUCCGAAGCCGAUACAGGGGAACCAGAUGUGGGUGCCCUUUGCAUAUAGUUAACACCACCAGGCAGAAUCACAAGAGAGCAAUGGCAAAUGGUUAUGGUAUUGCUACAAAGAUUUGUUUACAGGUCAGGAGCAUAUUGUUAGAGAGCAUACCCGUACGGGGUCAGCAUUUGUUGUUACCCUUAAUUAUCUGACGGAACUUGUGUGAGGAGAGCUUUUUAACGAUAUUAUCCGUUUUUUUAUAUUUUAAAGUAGGAAAUAAUAAGA
Messenger RNA from Tarenaya hassleriana, 1512 nucleotides. Its product is annotated as OTU domain-containing protein 3. Lineage: Eukaryota; Viridiplantae; Streptophyta; Magnoliopsida; Brassicales; Cleomaceae. The transcript has 12 exons. Gene Ontology annotation, molecular function: cysteine-type deubiquitinase activity. Gene Ontology annotation, biological process: protein deubiquitination. Bases 157 to 1296 code for a protein of 379 amino acids. The record is from RefSeq and is a predicted model, not a curated record.